Drosophila pseudoobscura is the source of this 6169-nucleotide messenger RNA. It is a transcript of the gene beat-VII, whose product is annotated as beaten path VII. Lineage: Eukaryota; Metazoa; Arthropoda; Insecta; Diptera; Drosophilidae. The coding region runs from base 673 to 2238 and encodes 521 amino acids. The record is from RefSeq and is a predicted model, not a curated record. The transcript has 9 exons.
CCGUUUCGCUUGCCACUUCAGUCUAGGAUAAACGCUUGCGACGAGCACAACAAGUGCGCGCAUGCAACCAGCCCCGGAUCCAACCUCAGUCCGGAGUCAGUCCACAGCUCCGCAAGCCUGUUGUGUAGUGUAGUGCGAAAGUGAAAUUUCCGAGUGCGAAUUCCAUCAGAAGAGUGAGAGUGGGAGAAGAGUGGGUGACUGGCAGGACAUCUGCCCCAGCCGAAUCCUUUCCUCCGGGGAUGCGCGAUGCGAUUGCCCCCGAGUUAAUUAACUGCGCGCGUGCAUCAAUCGUCGGGAAAUCAAACAUGUAACUCUGCGAUCGAUAUUUGUGAGGUGGUGCCAAAGUAGAACCCCCAAAACGAAGUCAGAAACAAGCCACCGAUUUUGUGCAACUCCAAAGGAAGCAUUGCCAGUGAUUUUGUGAAGAUAAUCAGUGGCCUGAUCGGGCAAGAAAUCAUUCGAUUUUCGAUAUUCGUAUUUCUGCAUUGACUGAUGGCCAACAACUCGUUGUGUUUGAAGAGUUUUGUGUGCUUUUAGGAAAAAAUCAAAACCAAUCCAAUUGCAAAACCUAUUCCGAACCCAACCCAAAUCCAAAAUUCAACCCACUUGCAAAGAGGGGCGGAACUUCUGCAUCGAAUUGCCAUUUCAGCUGGAACAAACCAAUACGGAAAUAUGCAUAGGUUUUGGAUAAUCGUUUUACUUUUAGGAUUACUAUAUACAAAGCCAAUAAAUGGACAAUCGGACGUGGAGGUGCAGCUGGUGGUGCCCCGGUAUGUGGAGCGCGGCUCGAGCGCCACUUUCAAGUGCCGGCACAAUGUCCAACCGGAAAUACUCUUCAAGGUGACAUGGCUGAAGGUUGACAAGGGCAAGUUCUUCGAGUUUAUAAACGGACGGAACCCGCCAUUCCGUAACUCCACCAUCGAAGGGGCUGAAAUUGACUGGGACAACUCCAACGAGCAGCAGGUGACCCUCAGGGAUGUGCAGUUCGAUCUCUCCGGGCAGUUCUACUGCGAAGUCUCCACGGAUACACCCAUCUUCACCAAGGCCAGCGCCGACGAGCUGAUGAGCGUGUUCUUGCCCCAGACGGGUCCGCCCACAAUUAAGUUCCGCAAACGCACUCCCUUUGCGGUGGGCGAGAAACUUUUCGCACUGUGCAACACCACUCGCGGACGGCCUGCCCCGCACAUCACGUGGCUAAUCAAUGGGAAAAAGGUGGAGGAGAAGUACGUGCGCACUCAUCAUGUGUUCUCGUUCAACGGCAAGCACCAGCGCCGCACGCAGCAGCAGCAGCAGACGCAGCUGAGUCAGCAGCAGCUGCAGCAGCAGUACUAUCAGCAGCAGUACUACAACCAGUACCACCAGCAGUACCACAUCCCAGUGGGCCAAUUCAUGGACCGCUAUGACAAGAGCCUUCGUUGGCCGGCCGGCGCCCGUGCGGAUGAAUUUCCGCAUUUUGCCGCACACCAUCACGAGGGCCACCAUCAUGGCGGCGGCGCUGGCGGCGGAGGCAGUAUAUACAACAAUCCGUUUGGCUCGCUGGCUAACUACCAUGACGUGGGCGAGUUCCAUGAGAUACAUCAGCGCAACUAUGACAUCAACAAGAAGAAGCUCGAGCUGAAGAAGCAACAGCAGAUGGAGCUGAAGAAGCACAGGAACAGCAGCAACCGCAAGUAUCGGCGGCACAUCAACGAGAACGCCCUGGGCAUCAUCCGGAGUACCCUGAACAGCGGUGGCUUUGGCCCCCAGGCGCCCAACAUUGCCAAAGAGCUGGGCAUACCCCCGAAUUCGGGUCCCAUGAAUCAGCUGGCGGCCGGCUACCAGCGCCCGCUCUCCCAUCCAGGCGGCGGUAGUGGCGUGGCAGCAGCCGCAGCGGCUGUGACCGCCGCCCAGCAGGAGAAGGGCAUGUUCAGCAUCAGCCAACUGAACCUGGAAAUCACCGACGAGCAUGUGGGCAGCAAUGGGCGCAUGGAGAUCACCUGUCUGUCGACGAUACCGGCGACUGUCGGCCAGGGCGAACAGUAUGCCGACUACAAAACGUACUCCGUCAAAGUUGAGGUUGAGCGACAAUUGGCCUCCUCCACGUCGACGGCCGCGCCCAGCAUCGGUAUGGCGGCACUGGGCAACGGUAAUGGACACGGGAACGAGACUUCGGCUGGGUCCGUGUCCGUAAUGCCACAUCUGUGGUCUCUUGCGCAGAUUCUGCUACUCAUGCUCCUGCCCCUGCCCCUGAGCUACUAGGAGCCCCAGCAUGUGCAGCAGCAGCUGGAGAGAAGCAGACCACCGACAUACUAAGGCAUAGUUACGCCAAAACAAAGGACACCCACAUCAUCAUCAUCAUCAGCAUCAAGGACAGGAGGAGCAGCAGCAGCAGCAGCAGUAGCAGCAGAACUAAGUUGGGUUUUUAUAAAUUGUACACAAAAUUUUAAUUUAUUUCCAUGUGCAUGAGCUCGAUUGAGCAGGAAAAUUAGCACAGCACAAAAACAAAUUACAACAAAGACGGGGGACACGACGAAGAGCGAGUGGACUUGGAGGAGAAUUUGUACCAUUUUUGUGCUGCUCUCCUUGACAGCCAAUUUAAAUAGUUUACUUGUAGAUAACGUAAUUUGAAAUGGUCGAGGGGCCGCGUGCGUUGAUUUUUCCCCCUCGUUUUUUUGUGGGGCACCAAUGCCAAAGAGAAAUGUUUGUAAUUAAGUUGCAGUCGGAUACCACGGGCUGUGGGUAGCCUUUCCAUUGCAGCCGAUGCCGACGGGCAUUUUUUGUAGCGCAAAGAAAUUUUUGUAUAGCUAAUUGAACAUAAGUUUUGUGGAGAGCGGCACCCACCGGGCGGCCAGCUAAUCCAACUGAGAAUAUCAAGUUUUUGUGCUCUUCAAGGUCAGUGCACAGUGGGUGUGGCAUUCCACCCAGUGAUUUUCCAUCGCCGGCCUUGCCAGAAGUUUGUGCGAAUGCCGCCCCCUGAGAAAUCCACCAUCCAAGCAAACGAAAAAAGAAAAACGAUUGAAGCCAAGUUUUUAGGCGUUUCCAAGCAGUCGCUACGAAGCUUGUACCUAAAAUGCAUCGCAUCAUCCAAGUGCAACAGCAAACAGAUGAACAGAUCCCCAUCCCCCAGAGGCACAUUAACAAUUUAGCGAAAUGAGAGUUAUUUUUUACGGUGUUUGUAGCUUGUAGCUCCGGCUAGUCAGGGAUGUGCAUGUGGAUGUGGCCACUGAGGGUUAGGCUAAGAUUAAGGCAAAUUGAAUUUAAGCGCCAGCCACAUUCCGCUAAAUACGACUACCCCGAGAAACCCAGAGAAAAUUAAACGUUUAAAUGUAAAAUAAUUAGACAGUUAAACCAAGAAGCUUACAAAAACAAUCAGUGUUGAAAACAUUUUGAGAAAACCAAAAAAAAAAAAGACAAACGAAACAAAGGAAACGGAAAACGAGACACAAGAAAAUGGCGUCGCAAUGGGCGCGCGUCUGCGGCGCGUGGUCGACCUCCAAAAAGGGUCAGCUCCGAAUGGGUUGGACCGGCGGGGUUAAUGGGUUUCCACGGGGCAGAAACAGAAACAGAUUCACACUCAGACCCAGACCCAGACCCCGCCGCAACACAUUACGACGCUUAUUUAUUUAUAUUCAUUUCGGGCUUUAUUCUCGUUUAGUUCUGUGUGUACAAAUGGUUAUCGUUGCAAUGGAUCGUUUAGAGAGUAGUUAGGAAAAUAUUUGCCAUUGCGAUUAAUUGUGUUUGCAAUCGUUUUCGUUUCCGUUUUUGUUGAAUCCUAGGCGCCCGUACUUGAGAGCAAGUACGGAUGCAUUACGAGUACGUGUGUGUAUAUUUAGGAGAACCCUUUUUCAAACGCGCUUUAAGUGUCUAUUUGCUAGAGGACAAAAUUAAACACAUCCAUACAUAUGAGUAGCAUACCAAUGUAACUAUGUAAAGCAAGACGAUAGCAACUGGUAGCAGAAACGGUAACAUAACAAACAACACGGCAAAGUAAAUAAAUGUAAAGCAAUUAGCGGACUAGUCUGUAUAUCAUAUACCCCUAUAUACUAUUAUAUAUACGUGUACGUACAUAUACAUACAUAGUACAUACCCUACCUAUACAUGAGCAUCUGUUUUGUGUGUGUAAUUAGGCUUCUAUUUUUGACUUCAAAUCGACGACGGCGAAACGCAACCAAAACCCAAAAUAAUAUUAGUGUAUAGAAUUUAGCCUGCAGAAGUUCUCCUAAGCGAAAUCAGCUAAACCAACCGAUUGACAAUUACCAGUUAAACAAAAACAAUUGCAGAAAAAGAUAGAGAAAACAACUCUUUUCCCAGUUGAAACACUUUCCAAACGGUUGUUCAGAGUGAUCGGAACUGUAGUAAGUAGAUCUAAUACGAAUACGAAUACGAUUACGAGUAGUUUCACGUCCAUUGGUGGCGGCCGAGGGAGGGAGUGCAGCAACCGGAUAUUGCUUGAAAGAACUACAACAAUUUUUUAUAAAUGAAAAUAUACUAUAGUUAUGACGACGGUAACGGUAACAUCAAGUAAAGUAAUAAUAACAAAAACCGAAACAAAACAAAACAAAACAAAACAAAGUUCAUAUUACAUAUAAAAAUAUGGCUAAAAUGUCUUAUGCAGGUAUUGACGUCUUCCUAUGCUACGCUGUCUAUUAUUAACUGAACAAAUGAAUUACAUUUAUAAAUUAUACAUUAUGAAUAGGUAUGCAUACAAAGUUUACUGUAUGUGAAAGAAAAAAACCAAUGAAAACCGAAAGAAAAACCAAAAAAAGAAAGAAAGAUUAAAUAUUAAUACUUAUACACAAAAAAUGAUAAUGCUUUAAGAUCGUAUGAUAAGUUGUUUCUCUUAAGUUUCAAUAUGUCACUCACUAUGAUCAACUAUUUUCCAUCAUCAGGACUCUAUUCAAUUCUGGAUAAUUUCGCUUGAUUUGUGUAAGAUUAUCAAGGGAAGUGGUUCCCAGUUUGUUAUGGGUUUGAGACUCACUCGUAAAUGUUUCCCACCAAUCUAUAAACAAGUGCAAACACAUCUUAACUCUCGGCACCUCAUCGCAUCGACACAUAUACAGUUUGCACCUCCCAGUACCCAUUAUCACUCCCCACUCCAGCACUCUCUCUUUCUACAUGUGUAUAUGUGUAUGUAUCUGUCUGUUAAAUAUGCAAACUGUGCGUUGUCCUCUAGUCAGUCGUCUCAGUCUGCUGUCUCAACAUAUACUAACUGCAUGAAUAUGCAUAAUUGGUAAUGGGCCAGGUGUCAAUCAUCCAGGUGUCUGCUAAUUAAUGUAUGUGUCCCAUGCAGGCACUCUCUAUCCAGCAUAUAAGUGUGUAUUUAUGUAAAAAAAAAGCAUUCAUGUAAGUGUCAAGUGCAAAGGUAACACAAAAACGAUGAUAUUUAUAAAGAACAAAUUAACGUACAUUAAGUGUCGCAGCAAUUCGUAAAACAUAUCAUAAAUGUUGUAACAUUUUCUCUAUAUCAUGUGUCAGUAACCUAAGAGAGAGACAAGUGACAUACUUCAUCAAUAACAUAUGGUAUUUUUCAUUUAAUUAUUGUUUUUCCUUGAGGCCUCUCCUUUGGGAGCUACUACCAGUGAAAGUAAUUCAAGCUGAACAUUGAACCAAUUUAGAGGCGAUGGAAAUAACUGAAACACACACACAGCAAACACACAUACAAGUUGGAAAUGUUGUGUUUUGAUAAUUCAAAAGUAUUAUUAUAAUGCCAGAUCGUCAGACAAAGAGAGCAACUCGUUUCGUUCGGGGUUUGCGCCUCACACAAUUUCACUAGCAUCAAAAUCUUCCAGUCACACAUAUCAUUGCAUAUUGAACAAGCUGCAAGAAAUUAUACAAAAUAUAUAUUUAAAAUAUGUAUGUAUACAAAAAGAGAGGAGAAAAACCUCACAAAGGGUGUAUAAAAAAAAAUAUAUAUAUAAUAUACAUAUACACAUUUAUAAAUGAUGGCAUAAUUUAUUAAUUUUAAACACUUACACCACAAAAAGCUUUAACGUUUUUAUUUCCAUUGUUUGUCGAACAUUUAUAUAUUCCCAUGCACAUAUUAUACACAUGGACAUAUUCAAUACUCGUGUUGUACGACUUUAUUUGACUUAACCUUAUUUGUAUUGUAUAAAAUAUUUUACUGUAAGAAAAGGUCUAGAUAAAUAGCAUAAUUCGAGGCUACUCCGAGUGCGGAUAACUGACAAACAAA